AUGUUGAAAGUAGUAGGAGCAUCAUGGGCUCAGACGCAACUAUCAUGGUGUUUGAUUAUUACAAUCACCAUGUUGGGUUUGAUAGCCUUUUAUUUUGGAGGAACGAUCAGGUAAAUAAUUCAAUUUUGUUCAAUACUGAAUACAUUUAUACAAAGUACAAAGUGUCGUUAGUUUGUUAAAUUAUAAUAUAUCAAUACCUACCUAUUUAGAAAUGAGUACGAUGGUAAAUAUGCAGCAACAGCGUUUUGGAGCAAAGAAUUUGGAUUAAGAAUCGAUUUUUGUGGCCAAAAUAAUGACCCCCUCAAAGUUAGAAAAGGAGUAGCAAGAGCUUAUUACAGACCAGAUUUAACUAAAAAUGGGUAACAUAUAUUUUACGUAUAUUUAAUGUUAUCUAUAAUAUCUAUUUAAAAAAAACUUACAAUUAAAUUUAGAUGGGCAGUUUUAGAAGUGGAGACUCAGGCGGAAUAUCCGGAUCAUAUACAAGCUAAAGCUGCCGGACACUUGGAAGGGAGUUUGACGUGGCAGAUGAUUUAUUGGCAUUGGAAGAAUUCAAUAGAGAAUACUUGCAACAGAAGAAAGAAAUUUUGCGAUCGAAUUAGAAAAUAUUUGGAAGAGAAUACGGACGAAAUCAAACAAAUAGCGAAAGAAAACGACGAAACCGACCCAUUUUGGCACCAAGUAUAUUUUAAUCAAAAUUGUUUACAACCAAUUAAAAUAUAUAUACUUAUUUUUAAUCAUAUUUAUUAAAUAUAGGUUAAUUUAUAUUAUUUGCAACUGAAAGCGUUAGAAGAAGGUUGGCGAUUUGGCGUAAAAAGAAGCAGACAAGACAUCGACAUACCGUCUGUAGACUUCUUGUGAGUUCACUUUUUUAGUACUUAUAUGGGGCUACAACUAGUUUAAAGUUUUUCAGUUAAAACUUGGAACUCGUUUGCGCACAAAUUAUUGUAGAAGGGAACCGCUCGAUUGUGCACAGUGACGUUAAUUUGGGCAUAAUGUCAGAAGUUGUAAAAAUUACUCAGGAUCCACAGACCUGUGGGGAUAAAACCCCCACACCUCCCAAUUAUUAUUAUUAAUAUAUAUUAUUAUAUUAUUAUUAUUAUUAUUAUUAUUAUUAUUAUUAAUAAUAUUAGUAUAAAAUAUAUUAGAAAUCUACAUCAUUAUUCUUAUAUAGGAACAGGAAAAUAUUGUUUAUAACUGUGAAUUAAAUCACAUAAUAUUUUACAAUUUAAAAUACAAAAUUCAGAAUUUUCAUAUUGUAACUAUCUCACUAUCGUUCUCUUUUUAAAAAUGUUUAUAAUAUUAUAAAUUCAUUCGUCUUUUUAAUUUUUGUUUAAGAAUUUUUUUUUGCUUUUCAAUACUUAAUAAAUAAAAUGUUCCAUAACUUAUAUCAAUAAAGUAUAAUAAUAUUAAAUCAAAUAUUAUCAGUAAAAAUACGACGGCAAAAAAGUUUAAAUCUAAAAAUAGAUUAAUUUUUAUUUAAUUUCUGGUAGUGAAAUAGUGAAUUGUAAUUGAUUUAAUAUUGAUAAUAAAUAAUUUCAAUUUUAUCAUUUUCGAACUUGUCUUUUUCUUAAUUAAAUAAUUAUUUACCUACCAAUUUAAAUUUUUUUUUUUUUUUGUUAACGAGAAACCAUUAAUACACACAUUUCAGGGGUUGCAAUUUAAUACUUUUGUUACCCCUCAAUCACGCCACUAAUUACGCAGAACAUAUUAUAGAAGGAACUACUUAAAGACAUAACACACAAAAAGCAUAAAUUUAACAAUAUCAAAGAAGUUAAAAUAUUUACCUACUGAUAGUUCUAAGUCUGUAUAAGUACCUAGGAAGGAAAAUAUGUGCGCAAACGAAUGAUUGCACAAGAAAUAAUCUGUGCGCAAUCGUGUUGUAAAAAUGUGCGCAAAUAAGUUGUGGUUUUAGUUAAUAUGCGCAAACUAUGUGCGUCCUCUAUAAGUUACCUAAUAAUGAAACUAUACGCGCUCUUGGCAUUAAAUAUUAUGCUGAUUUAUUAUAAUUUUUACGUUUAUACAUUAUUAAUAUACAUAAACGUAAAAAUGAUUAAUACCACUAAGUCUAUUAAUUAUCCGAUAAAGUAAUAGAUGUUUAUAGGUUAGUAGCAUUAAUGCUCUACUUAAAUGUUAGUAUUAGUUUAAUACCUACGUUUUAUUGAUAUAAACCGAUUUACCAUACCUACUUCACAGUUCAACGCAAUCUAAAUAAAUAGGUACACUUUUUGUAAAGUUAAAUUAUUAAAAAAAAUAAUUGGUAAAUAGCACGUAUAAAAUACAAUUGAUUGUUCUCAGAUGGAUGAACAUCAUACCAGAUUUAAACGACUUUGAAAAGAAGUGGAACGCUACGAAAUACUUUAAUCCGGAUAAGCCACCGUUAUCUACUACUUUCGUAAAAAUUAUCGACACCGAUCCAAUUGACUUUGUGUUAGCACAAUCUACAUCUGGAUCGUAAGCAAAAUAAUUUAUAACACAAACGCACGGACCUACGAAUACAAUUUAAGGAAUAAUAAUAAACGAAUAUACAAUUUCAGUUAUGGGUCCAUGUUGCGCAUACAGAAACGGUACAGUUUUGGAUAUCAUGAAACCAAUAGCAUCAACAGUGCGCUCAUUCAUGGAAAGAUUGUCGAAUUCACAUCGUAUCCAGGAUCUAUAUUUUCACAAGACGACUUUUAUAAAAUAACUAAACGGGGUUCUCUGACGGAGACAACUGUGGUAGGUACGGAAAUACAGAACAAUAACCGACAACUCUGGGAAAAGAUUAUGAAAUCAGAUCAGGUAUACAUAAACGUGUACACGGUUAAUAACUGCAACAGUAUAAAAAAAAAAUAAAUAAAUAUUUUAACAUCACGAUUGUAAUAUAGGUUCUCUUGGGUGCCAGGGUUAUGGCAGCAAAUCGUUUAGCGAGCAAUAGUAAAAAGUGGUACGAGGUAUUUUCGAAGAACAAUAGUGGAACCGGAAAUAAACAAUGGCUGGUCAUCAGUGCGAAUAAUACAUCAAUCGAAUUCGGUGUCAUUGAACAAAUGCCUGGUAUUGUUGGCUACGACGAGCUUUCACAAACGGUUUUAUCCAGCGGUUAUUGGAUAUGCAAUAGUUAUCCCAGUCUCGAGGUCAGUCGUUUAUUACGUCUAUAGUAUAUACAAUUACAUAGAUCAUAAAUAUAAAUUAUACAUAUAUAUUUUUUUAGGUACCUUACUAACACAAUUAGUCUAUAACAUUCAGGGCCGGUGUUGGGAGGUCGGGGGGGGUUACCCUUCCACCAGUGAGAAAAAUGAAUUUAUAGUCGGCAAUUAUAAAAAAAUUGCUGGCGCCAGCCCUGAUAACAUUUAUGUGUACCGUCUCCCCUCGACAUACUCGUAUAUACGUAUACAUACUCCGCGUAAAGACGAUUUGGCACGGGUACGCGAAUUUUAUAGACUUUAAGAUUAAUGUUCGUUAAAAUAAAAAAAACUACAUUUGCCAUUAAAUUUCAGCAUUGCUGCAAAUUUUGGCGUAUUUCGUAUUACGCUAAAAACGUUAGAAAAUAAAAAUUAAUUAAAACAGACCCCUUUAAAUGUGAUUACUCGACGAAUCGUGUUUAUUUAACCCAAAAAAACAUUUCAACGACACAAUUUAUAAUUAUUAUUAUUUUAAUACGUUAGUACGCAAUAAAUAGCGUUUCCUGUUUCCUUGUUUUUAUAAUUCGAAUACGAAAUUUGUGAUAACAACUACCAACAUUGAAAACGGAGAUCAAUGUGAAAUGUUCGACGUCUUAAAUAAAAACAAGCUUAAUAGACGAACUAAAUAAAAACUGAAAAACUGAAAUGUCAAAUACCUAUAGAUAGUUUAGAAAUUUCCAGAAUGUUUUGAUAAUUUUUCCAUGGCUAGAAAAAUCUUAUAUUCGUAUUCUAUUAAAAUAUCAGUUCUUUCCUAUUAUUUUUAAGCGCAUUCAAACAAACAAACAAAAUAUGCAAAAUCGAAAAUAAUGAAUCCGAUAUUUCAGUACAUUUUCCUGCUUUCCCCGAGAUUUUUCCAGUUUAAAAAAAAGCUCCUACUCUUUAAAUUUGCAAGAUUUCUGGUAUUAUAGAUAGUUGCAGCUGUAUAGACUAUAUAGUUAUUCUUAAUAUAUAGUAAACUAUCGGAAUUCCGUGCGUCGACAGGUCGAUAAUUUUCUAAAUCCCCUUUAAAUAUCGUAUGCAUAUUUCUUAUUUAUUCCAAGUGGGGCGCUCGUUACAUAUUCGAGCCAACUUUAAUAGACUCGUGAUCAACCUCUGAGUUUUUGUCGCGAUCGACCAAAAAAAAAAAAAAUUAACAAAAAUAUAUAUUGUAUACAUAUGUGUGUUACAGUUAUUUUAUUUAUAAUAUUAAUAAUAAGUAAUAAUAACGUUUAAUUUCACAACUUUACAUAACACUUAUUUGAAUAAAUUUGAUAACGAAUUAAUUAUGAACUAAUGAAUCAACUUCUUAUUGUUUGAUAGGAUAUAUUUAUUUAUUUAUUCAUUGAGACGUUUGUGCUCGCAUUUGAUUUGAUAAUUUCACAAAAUCUGGGAUGUACGAUGACAGAAUACAUAUAAAAUAAUGAAAUCGUGAAAUUGUAUGUUUUUCUCACUUCAGUGCUUUUAUUUAAAAAAUGUCGUCGAAAAUCAAAAAUUGACCCGUAUAAAGUGCAAUCUAAACAACUUGAGCUUUCAGAAAAGGUGCUACACGUAAAAAUCGGAACAAGUUUACUAGGAAAAAACGUGUCCACAGACUAGAAGAAAGAGAGAAAGAAUAAAAAAAUAAACAUUUUAUCAAAACCAAUGGCUCCCUCGCUGCGCUCGGAAUCUAAAAUGACGUAUUUGUUUUCUAAAAAAAAAAAUUUAAAAGGAAUCGCACUCGACCUGUUGGCCACCCCCACCAUAUAUAACCUUUCCAACUUUUCACUACAAAAACGGUCUAACGUAGGUCAGCGAAAUAAAACAAACCUUUCUCAGAAUACUAAUCGGCGAUCACUUUAUUGGCAAUCGAAAUGUCGACAGUCUACACUGCAUUGUCGUUACUACACAUUGCUAUUUUAUUAUCAAUGCCUACACGUUUCCCGGUUUAACUAAUCAUGUCCCAAUCGCAGCCCUUUAAAUAAUUAUACAUGACGGGUACACCACGGUGCACUGGUUUUAAACGAAACCGUUUAUAAAACCGAUAUAUUAACGUGUCGUCAUUAUUUACAGCAAAUCGUUUACAUCAGCAACAAUAACGACGCGUACAUGGCGCUGUACGACGGUAACGGCAACCCUGUGGCCACGGUACUGUUGGGCGGUCGGGAAACGGUGACCGACAAAGCAUCGCUGGAGAAACUUAUGCGAGGCGCCGAAAUGUCACUGAUCGGCCGGAGUGAUCUGUUAGGCAUCAAGACGAUCGGCAUGUUCCGCCGGCUGUCCAAUCAGUCGUUCGUGGAACAGCUGAUCGCGGCCAACAGACAUCAGUCGGCCGGCUUUACGACACAACUGAAGGACGACCGGAUGACGAUCAUCAUGAACAAGUUGCCGGCAUCCGCCGAAACCGACGACAAGUUGGACAUGGACAAGACUUUGACCGGACUUAUAGACUUGAAAAUCGCAUCGGCGAAUACCAACGGUUUCUCCGCGCUGGCCGGGCCGAUAUUCACCAUCGACCGCACCGAGGUCGAACCGUUCCAGUGGUCCGAGAGUCCGAUAAGGCAUCUGCCGCAUUUCGGGCACCCGGACGUAUGGGACUACGAUAUGGAGAGCAUUAAUUGGGUUUGGAACUAA
This is a messenger RNA of Cinara cedri, 5747 nucleotides long. Lineage: Eukaryota; Metazoa; Arthropoda; Insecta; Hemiptera; Aphididae. The record is from the annotation of a GenBank genome assembly.